Molecule: messenger RNA, 777 nt
Organism: Metarhizium acridum CQMa 102
Lineage: Eukaryota; Fungi; Ascomycota; Sordariomycetes; Hypocreales; Clavicipitaceae
Source: RefSeq, a predicted model, not a curated record
AUGACGGGGUGCGCGAAAAAGUCUUUUGGUCCUCCAGAAUCACUUCCCGAACUAGCAAAGGGAUCCCGAGAACCAGGCGCCGAAGAGCCGCUGGCAGCCACUAUCCGAGACGCUCAUCGCUUCCUGAGAUGGGAAUCCCUCUACAUGGGCUCAAGAUACGGAGCGGGUGGAUCUACAGCGUCGUCAUCUCGAGCCGAGGAAUUGUCGCCAUCGGUUCCGAUGACUCCCCCAUUACAUAGGGGAUUUGGCCACUGGCCGCGAAGUAAACUAUCUCCCAGACCAGUCCGGGACUGUGCAUGCGGUUUGCUCCUCGGAUGUUGGAAGCAAACUUGCGGCGGCCUGUUCCUGGACAGUGAGGAUCUGGGAUCUCGAAGUGAAGCAUCCGAGUCCAGGACGCUCCAGAGCUAUUACAUCGAGCAUACAAAGACCGUGAGGAGUGUGGCCUUCGGUAAAGCCCGCAAACUACUAGCUACAGGUGCUGAUGACAAAGUCAAGGACGUAAGCUCCAUCUGGGAUGUGGAAAAGGAGGCCAACGGUGACAUCCACGCAACAACCAGCGAUUAUUCAGGGGUGGAAGGUGGGACGAAGGAUACUAGUGAAGUGGCAGCAAUAGAUGACGGCACAGUCCGAGUCUGGGAGCUGGACAUCGAGGAGCUCGGAAACGAAAUAGGAGAGCCUCUUGACGCAAGACGAGGCGACAUCAAUUCAGUUGCCUUCGCUUCCCAUUACAAUGGGUAUCUACUCGCUUCCUGCACAGAGCGCGCUAUUGACGUCUGA